This is a messenger RNA of Dendrobium catenatum, 1935 nucleotides long. RefSeq lists its product as uncharacterized. The record is from RefSeq and is a predicted model, not a curated record. NCBI's taxonomy places the organism in Eukaryota, Viridiplantae, Streptophyta, Magnoliopsida, Asparagales, Orchidaceae. The coding region runs from base 241 to 1647 and encodes 468 amino acids. The transcript is spliced from 2 exons.
AUUUAAAAACAUACGAAAGAAUCAAAGCUUUGAAUUUUUUUCAAUCUCGGUUCUCCUGUCGCCACCUCCCUCUUCAUCCGUUUCUUUCUGCCAUUAUACCAAUUUUCUGAUCUCCAGUCCACGCGGGCGCCGUCCCUAUAGACCUACUCUCCUCCCUCUUUGCCCUUUGCAAGCCAAUAACUUUCUCUAUCAUUGAGAGGAGAAAAGUAGACUGAUUCAGAGCAGAGACGACAGAGAUCGAUGAAGCUAUGGAUCAAAAUAAUCGCCGGCGCCAUCCCCGCCGCCGCCAUCCUCGUUCUCUCCAUCCUCCUUAUCCGGUGCCGUCGCCGCCGGAAGCGCCAGCAGCAGCUCAUCAGCCCCCAAACAUCCCUCCCUCAAAUCUCCGAGACCCCCGUAAAACCCAAAUUCGAUACUCUUCAAGCCGGCAUCAAUAAGUUCCACCUCUCCUACAAGUCGGGAAGCAGCGUAAGGAACAGCCUCCGCUUCCACCAGCUCAACAACAACCACCACCAUCAUACUCCAGCGUUGCCGCCGUCUUCUCCGUUCAACUGGGACGAGCACCCUCGCCUUAUCACCGAGGUCGUCGAAACUGGCUGGCCCGGCUUCGCCUUUUCCGCCUCGAUACCCCGGGCUUCUGCCAGCCCUCUUUGGGUUUUCUGCCCGGCGUGCGACGGCGGAACACAGCGUGAUGCGGCGGCGAGAGGCUGGGACUUGCCUGCCGGUUCGUCGGAGUUCAUGCAAACGGUAAGGCUCAACCCUGGUCCGAAGAAAAACUCCGAUGACCUAUCCUUCUCCUUCGUCAGAACAAGCCUUCCUCUUCCCGGCCCAGUGUUAGGCGGCGGAUCCUUCCCCCAAGAAGCUUAUUUUGAAAUCACCAUUCUCUACCUCCAACCACGGAAGAAGCUUCAGGAAACCGCAAGUAAGCGGGUAAAAGAUGGAGAAACUGAUCGGUCAAAACUGGUUAAAGGGAAUUCCAUCAACGCUUCAGCCCCCAUCAUAUUUACUCCCAAGGAACCAACUUCUAGUACAGAAAAAAGAAGAUCCGGCGAUCUCGCCGUUUGCUUGGGUCUAAUUAACAGAGCAUCCAUGUCGAAUCAGCCUUUGCCGGGAACUUUUCCUGGAUCAAUUGGCUUCCACUCCGAUGGCUCCGUUUAUCUUGAUGGAAGAAAGCUAAUUUUCGAAUCGGAAAAAGCAGAGUGGGCUGAUGUAAACAGAGUGAUUGGAUGCGGAUUCGCGCCGAGGAAGAAGAAGGUAUUUUUCACAGUUGAUUCUCAGCUUGUUCAUGUCAUCCGCUGCACCUCAGAGGCAUAUAGCAGCCCUCUGUAUCCCGUCUUGGCCGCCGAUGCAGACGCCAUGAUUCUUGUCAAUCUAGGCCAGGUACCGUUCAAGUACGCACCUGCUAACGUUACGAGAAUGCAAAAUCCCAGCUUUCUUCGGCUUCCUUCCGGCGCCCGGCCGACGGCAGGCUCCAUUGACAGCGGCGAGCUUUUCUCUGCACCUCGCUUGGAGGCAGACUGGACUGAGCAUGGCAAAAGAAGUAAGAAUCGGAACAGCUACUAUAGCAGUAGUAGUAAGAAGAGCAAUGGCAUUUUGGACGAGGGCCUUGAAGCCGAUUCGGAUCUGUUCGAGAUCUCACUUCAGAGAUGAAUACGGCAUGGGAGAGUCGCAAAGUUUUUUGUUGUUUUUUUUGUUGGGCCUUGGCGCUUCAAUGCUAACAAGUUUAACAAGGAACCAAAAAAAGAAAAAAAAAACUUUUUAUUUGCCUGCGAGAACCAAAACGAGCUCUUUGAUUCUUUGUGCUGUUGGGUUUAGUGAAGAUUGAAGAAGCAUUUGUACAGGUUUACAGUGUACAUGGAAUACAAAAAUGAAACAGGGAAGAAGCAUUUUAAAGCAUCAGAAAAUGGUUUGCAAUAAAAGAAAAAAAAAGUUCUUUUA